AUGUUUGAAGUGUUGGAAGCUCCGCAGGAGAAGAAAGUCGCCCGCGGAGCCUCGGAUUUUGGCCAAUUAAAGACCCGCACCUGCCCACCUUCUUUCGGCAGGCGGUGGCCGCGCAACUCUUCCUCUGCUUGUCAUGAAUUCUGCAGAGCUCGCCCCGUUUCACGACCAGGUGACGGCCGCAUUGUUGCAGACUUCACGGAAUCGCUCGAUGACCAAAGCGACCGGAUUCUUUCCUUGACGACUGCCUUGCUCAAGGCUGCUACUGCUGGGACCGAUGUUGCUGCGCCUAUACUGGACACGGAAGAUUCGGUCGAGGACAAUUGGCGUGGUGUGGUGGAUGUGAUCGAUUCGCUUCUAGAGAAAGCCGAUGCUUGUUUGGACGAGUUUACGGGUGUGAUCAAGAAGUUGAGCCCCUCACAAGAAGAGCAGGCACCGGUAGUUAGGAAAACAUCUAGAUUUCCAACCACCUUCGACUACGGCCCAUCGAAAUUCCCCAAGCCGCAGUUGCUAUUCGAUCACAAGCCCGAUAAUUCAGACCUGGGCCCAUUCCGUCCUCUUCUCAAGAACAAACCUCAUGCCACUGUUUCACUCGAAAAAUCCUUGAAGCAACGACAAGUCGACGGGAAAACUGCCUACCCGCAUCCUUACGAGACCGAGAUCCGCAAUGCGCAGUACCCAAAGUCUGUUUACGAGACGUGUCCUCCGAUUGAUUAUCUGUCAUUUGAAGGCACGACCGCUACCUUUGUUGAUACUUUGGACGGUGUCAAGGAAAUGCUUAGAGAGCUGAAGCAGGCAAAUGAGAUUGCGAUUGAUUUGGAACACCAUGAUGUACACUCAUACCACGGUCUGGUGUCCUUGAUGCAAAUUAGCACACGGAACAAGGACUGGGUGGUUGAUACUCUAAAGCCGUGGAGGGAGGAGCUUCAGAUUCUCAACGAAGUUUUCGCGGACCCCAAGAUUCUGAAGGUGCUGCACGGAUCCACAAUGGAUAUCAUCUGGCUGCAACGUGAUUUGGGAUUGUAUGUGGUUGCCGAUAAGCGGUAUCAGAUGGCCGAUUGGCGUGUUCGUCCACUUCCGUCUGGCAUGUUCGAUUACGCGCGAUCCGACACCCACUAUCUCCUCUUCAUAUAUGAUUGUUUGCGAAACGCACUCAUUGAGGCGUCUACCCCUCAAGAAAGCCUCAUCGACUAUGUGCAAGACCGCUCAAAGAACGAGGCCUUACAGACAUACGAACGCCCCGUCUACGAUGCGGAGAAGGGCCAGGGUGCUGGGGGCUGGUACGAUCUGCUUUCGAGAAACCCAGGCGGAGCGCUUUCAAAAGAGCAAUUCGCGGUUUUCAAAGCCAUCCACCAGUGGCGCGACGAAGUAGCCCGUGUCGAGGAUGAAGGCUGGCAGUGCGUGUUCCCCAAGCAUAUGCUUUUCAAGCUUGCUCAAGCCAUGCCCCUUGACAUGGGGACUUUGUUGCGCACCCUUUCGCCCAUGACCCCUCUUACCAAGAGCCGGGCUGCCGAUCUGCUUGAUACUAUCAAGGAGGCUAAGGCCGCUGGGGCCACGGGUCCAGAAUGGCGUGAUAUCGCACCCCCGCCCAAGGCCCUUCGAACGGCCAUGGCUGUCGACAUGGAGGAUGUCGAUUUUCCUAUUGCUGAACGAUUCCAGACAUCUCAGUUCUGGGGCGACGUUCUGCAAGUCCAAGAGCCCUCUGCCCCUGCAUCAUACUCUGCUGUUGCAUCGUUAGAAGCUCUCCGACUCUCUCUCCCUCUGCCGCCAAUGCCUACUAUCGUCUCCCAAGCUCGUGAAAAGCUUGGUGUCUCGGCCAAUGCCCAACCCUCACCCGCUCCGAAGGCGGCUCCGACGCCUGCUCCGGUCCCCGAAGCGCCCAAGUACUUCACUGUGAAAGACCUCGGUGCUCCACGCAAGCGAAAGGUCGCUGCAGUUGCCACCCCUGACGUGGAACUGUCUAUGCCCGAUAGCUUGGCUGGACCAAGCGACGAACCGGAGUUGACGGAGAAGCAACACAAGAAACUACGCAAGGAGAAGAAGAAGGCUCAGAAGGCUGCUCAGUCUGCCUCUCAGUCCGAGGCUGACUCGACUCCCUUUGACUAUACCACUGCGGAUUCAAUUCUCAACUUGGCUUCCGCAGCUGCACCGAGCGUUCAGCAGAGAAAGAAGCCAUUCAACCCCUACGCCAAGGCCUUGGAGGCUCCUGCCGGCGCACGCAAGCAGCAGCGUAACGAUGCUGGAAAGUCUAUGACAUUCCGCAAGUAG
Penicillium brasilianum is the source of this 2265-nucleotide messenger RNA. The record is from the annotation of a GenBank genome assembly. Lineage: Eukaryota; Fungi; Ascomycota; Eurotiomycetes; Eurotiales; Aspergillaceae.